Cinara cedri is the source of this 911-nucleotide messenger RNA. The record is from the annotation of a GenBank genome assembly. NCBI's taxonomy places the organism in Eukaryota, Metazoa, Arthropoda, Insecta, Hemiptera, Aphididae.
AUGGAUGGUUAUAGCAAUGUUAAUAGUAGUUAUCAAGAAGAAACAACUGAUCCAAUUCAAUUAAAUUUACAAGACCAGGCUACACUUAAUAAACAAAACUCACGUAUAGUUUCAUUAUUCAAAGCACAAGAAAUUGAAAAGAACUCUAAAAAACAUUGGGAUAUCUUUUAUAAGAAUAAUGGGAACCGUUUCUUUAAAGACAGACACUGGACAACCAGAGAAUUUUCUACAUUGCUUGGAAAUGAUGAACAUAAAAAAUAUAUAUUAGAAAUUGGUUGUGGUGUUGGCAAUCUUAUAUAUCCACUUCUUGCUGAUGGUUUGAAUGCUAUUUUUUAUGCGUGUGAUUUUUCACCAAGAGCUAUUGAAUGCUUGAAAUCUAAUCCUUCUUACAAUCCAUCAGUAAUAAAUGCGUUUACUUGUGAUAUUAUUACGGAUGAAUUGUUAUCUAAAAUACCAGAAAAUAGUUUGGAUUUAGUAACUGCUAUAUUUGUAUUGUCAGCUAUUCAUCCUGACAAUCAUCAAACUGUAAUUUCAAAUAUGUAUAAACUAUUGAAAUAUGGAGGACACUUAUUGUUUCGAGAUUAUGGAAUUUAUGACAUGACACAACUAAGAUUCAAGCCAGGGCACAAGAUUGCAGAGAACUUUUAUAUGCGCCAAGAUGGUACAAGGUGAUUAUUUGUUUUUGUUUUUUUAUACAUGGUAAAGAAUAAUCAUACAUUUUUUUUUUAUAUAUAAUCUGUUACAGAUCAUAUUUCUUUUCAAUUGAGUAUUUUCGAAGUCUUAUGGAAAGUAAUGGGUUUGUAGAAUGUUCCAAUAAGUAUGUGUGUAAAAGAACAGUAAACAUUAAAGAACAAGUUGAUGUAUCAAGAAGAUUUAUUCAAGCAACAUUUUCUAAAAAAUCAACAGACUAA